AUGGGGGCAUCAAAAUCAAGUUAUCAGGAGAACAAAAUGCAAAGAUUGAAGGCAGCGUUGAUGAUGAUUGUGGCUGAUUUGAUAAUUGCUGGAUUUAAUGUUUCAUAUAAAGUAGCUUCACAUGAUGGAAUGCAUAUGAGCGUUUUGAUUACUUAUCGUUACUUGUUUGCUCUCAUUUGCCUUUCUCCAUUUGUUCUCUUCGCCAUCAGAAGGGGGCCAAUGUCACAAAAUCUAUAUGCUAAGGGUUUGGUUCUAACAUCGGCCACAUUUGCUUCUGCUUUUAGCAAUCUUAUCCCUCCAUUCACCUUCGUUAUAGCCGUUCUUCUAAGGUUGGAAAAGGUUGAACUAGGUAAAAUUUCAGGAAAAGCAAAAGUCGUUGGAACCCUUGUAGCGGUUGGCGGGGCAACGCUUCUUACUUUUUACAAAGGUCAACAACUCAAUCUCUGGUCAACUCAUUUCAGCCUUUUAAACGACGAUAAACGCAUAAGUGGCCAGGUGGCAGCUGCUCGGACGACUUCUACACAACACAUAAUAGGCUCAAUAUUGGCAAUGGGUUCUGCUCUAUCUUAUGGCCUCUAUUUAAACCUCCAGGUCAAUACUCAUCAUUCACUAAUAUCGUAG
Erigeron canadensis is the source of this 621-nucleotide messenger RNA. RefSeq names its product WAT1-related protein At1g68170-like. Gene Ontology annotation, molecular function: transmembrane transporter activity. The transcript is spliced from 3 exons. Gene Ontology annotation, cellular component: plasma membrane. The record is from RefSeq and is a predicted model, not a curated record. Bases 1 to 621 code for a protein of 206 amino acids. Lineage: Eukaryota; Viridiplantae; Streptophyta; Magnoliopsida; Asterales; Asteraceae.